This is a messenger RNA of Cottoperca gobio, 3487 nucleotides long. It is a transcript of the gene slc37a3, whose product is annotated as solute carrier family 37 member 3. The transcript is spliced from 14 exons. The coding region runs from base 230 to 1762 and encodes 510 amino acids. The record is from RefSeq and is a predicted model, not a curated record. Lineage: Eukaryota; Metazoa; Chordata; Actinopteri; Perciformes; Bovichtidae. Gene Ontology annotation, molecular function: transmembrane transporter activity. Gene Ontology annotation, biological process: transmembrane transport. Gene Ontology annotation, cellular component: endoplasmic reticulum membrane.
CAACGUCCGUGACACAGUAGCCCACAGUAAACACAGAUUGUCGCCUCACCGACAAACCAACAAACCAGCUAACGAUUACAUGAGCAGAAAGUGAUGUGCUUCUCCCAUCUGGCAUAGUGGAUCACUAUAGCAGAGCUCCCUCCCUGUCCUGUUGCUGUUCCCCCUGAAGACCUCCACCACUUCCUCCUUUCCCAUCCUCUACCUCUUCCUCCCCCCGGCCGCCCCUGUGAUGCCUCCCUCGUGCUGUGGCUGCCUGUCACAGUACACUCAUCAUCAUCUGGUUGCCUUCCUUCUCACCUUCUUUAGCUAUGUGUUGCUACAUGCGUCCAGGAAGACGUUCAGCAAUGUGAAAGUCAGCAUCUCAGCCCAGUGGACACCAUCUGUCCGGAAUGGCAGCGCAGCUGCUUUCUCCCCUAACCAGACAUGGGAGGACAAUCAUCUGUUUGAAAAUGAAGAGCAGGCCACUCUGUUCCUGGGAGCUCUGGACUCCAUCUUCCUCUUCUCAUAUGCAGUGGGGCUGUACUUCAGCGGUGUGAUUGGGGACAGAGUGAACCUGCGCUACGUGCUCUGCGUGGGCCUGUGUGGCUCUGCUGCAGUGGAGUUUGUGUUUGGCACUCUCACCGAAUGGCUCCACAUCUACAACAUCUAUCUGUACUGUGGCCUGUGGGUGCUGAACGGCCUGCUGCAGUCAGCUGUCUGGCCCUGCGUGGUGGCCGUCAUGGGCAACUGGUUCGGCAAGACGGGCCGUGGCUUUGUGUUUGGCCUGUGGAGUGCUUGUGCCUCUGUAGGAAAUAUCCUGGGGGCCUUCCUGGCUUCUAGCGUACUCAAGUAUGGAUAUGAGUAUGCCUUCUUGGUGACCUCAGUGGUGCAGUUUGCCGGUGGGGUGGUGGUGUUCUUCGGCCUACUUACAUCCCCAAAAGAAGUCGGUUUGUGCUCUGAGUCAGAGACUGGACUGAGUCCGGUGGAGACGGACACAGACAGCCACAGGCCUUUGAUGAGCGACGAGGAGGGUGAGAUGGAGGCCGAGGUGUAUGGCAGACAAAACCAGUCAGUUCAGGAGCCGGACAAUCUUCUGGCUGAGAGUCCUCGAGCCAUCGGCUUCUGCCAGGCUUUCUGUCUGCCUGGAGUGCUUCCCUAUUCCCUGGCGUAUGCAUGUCUGAAGCUGGUCAACUACUCCUUCUUCUUCUGGCUUCCUUUCUACCUAAGCAACAACUUUGGCUGGAAGGAGGCCGAGUCUGACCGCCUGUCUGUGUGGUAUGAUGUCGGAGGAAUCAUCGGAGGGACGGUUCAGGGUUUGAUCUCUGACUUCAUGGGAAAGAGAUCUCCAGUGUUGGCCCUCAGUCUGGCGCUGGCGAUGGGAGCCCUGGUGGGAUACAGCCGGUCACCUAAUGACCAGGUGAUUAAUGCUGCGCUGUUGACAACCACUGGCUUCUUCAUUGGCGGUCCGUCUAAUAUGAUCAGCUCUGCCAUAUCUGCUGACCUGGGGAGACAGGAUGCUCUGAGGGGCAGUCAGAAGGCUUUGGCUACUGUCACUGGCAUAGUGGACGGAACUGGAAGUGUAGGAGCUGCUGGGGGACAGGUGAACAAAAAUACAGGACAUUUCACUUGGAAAACUCUUCUUGAGAGCAAGCUGGGCUGGAUGUACGUGUUCUACUUCUUCGUUGUCAUGACAGGGGGCAGCAUUGUGUUCAUCACUCCCCUGCUCAUCAAGGAGGUGCGUGAGAUGUGGAGAGACCGACAAUUGCUGCGCCGCCAGCUGUGAACGCGUCAACAUCUGCCAGCCAUAAUGUUCCUCCUCUUAUCAGUGACAACACGGCACAGCUGCUCACAAACGGUUCCUUUUGGGUGAGUUUCGGGAGAUGGAAAGAUUUGUGGGCCAGGAUGGUUAAAGUGACCUGGAGAGUUUUUUAAUUCCCACAACCAGCAGUAUUUGUCUGUUAGCACCCAUGUGAGCAGGCAGACAGCUCAACACUGAAGUCUUAUCCACUCACUAAAAUCCUACAAAUGUAAAUGCACUCUUGUUUUAGUGUGAAUACAAGGAUUUAGAGGUUGGACUGAAGUACCUGAUUGAAAAAGGCUUUUAAAAGGCACCUAGCUGCCCAGUCUGUGACUUCAGGCCUUGCAGCGCCAUCACAGGAAAUCUGUAUAUAUUAUAAGAUAAUAAUAGAUGUAAAAACGUUUUAAAUUUGGCCUUUUAAAUCAGGAGUUCUUAACUUAAAAAUCAGGCCCUCUGAGACAAUUUGGGGACCAUGAUUGCCUAAAGAAUGUGAAUAAUAAUUGUAAUGUAUACAUUUAUUGUCAGCUUUUGUACAUAUGUAUGAUAUUUUUGGUGGAGAUGAUGAAUAUUGCACUGUAGUACAGUAUUUAGGCAAAGUCUUAAAGAUGUUAGUGAACCACUCUGAUGUUGUUUUGGGAAACCUCACAGCCACUUGAUUUCUCUUGUGUACAGUUUUGUGUAAUCAGGGUUAGAAACUAUACUGUAUAUGGGGGGACUGGUUCUCUUGAUUAUGUGUCAGUCACUGAUUUUAAUAUAUGCUCAUUCCUUUUUCAAGUUUUAGUUUAAGCCUCACUCACAAACACACACUGGCAGAAACACAAUUAGAAUAAUCUUCCAUAGUCCUGGCUCACUUUAGUUCACAGCGUAGCAUGUUAAUGCACUUUUUAAAGUGUAAACUGCAUUCUGACAUUGCAGAAGAGACGAGUUGUGCUUGUGUGAAGCUGCACAUUUGUUUGAGGACUAUGAAUCUGUGUCUGAACAGAUUUGUUAUUAUGUUUUAAAAGGCCAGUGAAGGUAAAACUUGUCUUUUUAAGUUAUAAUAAUCGGUCAGGGUGGGAAAAUGAUCAUAUGAUAAUAUGAUCAUACCAGCCACAUGCCGGUUAAUGUUUGGGCAGAUUUACUACUUUACUGGUCAGUAACCAAACAUCAUUUUUGAUCCGGAUAAUUUGGGUUAAAAUGAGACUAGAAUUUGUGAUCUUUCACAAAGAGACAAAACCGACAGUUUGCUCUGUUGCAUGUCGACCAUUUAAAGUGCUUUUUAACAUCUUGGUGUGACAUCAGGCAUCUUUAGUUUCAUCGUCGUCGCUGAUCUAAGAGGUAAAUCUAGAACACGGGAGCUUAAAAUGAGACUUGCAGCUCCGAUGCUUCUAAACUUGCCAAGUGUAAAAGAAUGUGAAUUGAAAUGUAUAUGUAAUGUGUAACACUAUCUGUGGUGUGUAUCUUGUUUUAUCUUGUAUGUGUACUUUUGGUUUUAACUAAUGUAAAUACAAAUUUUAAUUUUAAAUAAAUGCAAAUUACAUUUAGCAAAUUGUGAGUUACCUACAGAAUAUUUCAGGGGAAAAAAGUAAUGGUAUAGAUGGUAAUUAUUGUAAACUAUUUAGGUCUUAAAACUUUUUCUUUUAUAUUGCCAGGUGAUUGACUGUGUGCAAUGUUACUAUUAUACCACCAGGGGGGGGUAUUAAUGUACAAAAUAAACCUAAAGUUUCAUAA